Messenger RNA from Durusdinium trenchii, 2397 nucleotides. Lineage: Eukaryota; Dinophyceae; Suessiales; Symbiodiniaceae. The record is from the annotation of a GenBank genome assembly.
AUGCCGCAGGCAGGCGCCACUGUAGCGGCGGUGGCCACGCGCCGUCCGAAGCGCUGGGCGGAUCUCAUCGCCUUCGCCAAGGGCACGCCAGGGACGCUGCUGGUGCCGGUGAAAGCCGGGGAGAAGGUGGAGAGCGACGAGGACCUGAGCGCAGUUUGUGGCGCUGACCUUUUGGCAGAGCUGCCGCAGGUCCUCGAGUGGUUGCUGCGCUGCGGGCGCGAGGCCACUGGACAGGUGACCUUGGGCACCUAUUUGUAUGCGGAUGGUGAGGCCAAUGUGCGCCUCACAGCCGCGGCCGACAGCAUCGUGGAGGCGGUGAGAUCGUUGGAGAAAGAGAAGGUGAGCUUCGCAUACUUGUCCAGCUGCUCCACCUCCACAGCCAUCCCAGAGGAGGCCGUCCAAGCGCAGGAAGCGAAUUUCCAAACGGCCGGCCGAUGGGCAGCGAUGUUCGGUGAGAGACACAGCUGCAAAAAGCUGGAUGGCAAUCGCUUCUUCCUCAGCGCUUUCGAAGUACUGCAAGGGCCCAACUAUGCGUUGGCGCAGAUGAUGCGACAAUGGCGUGCCGCCCUCUUGCACCUUGAAGGCUUUCAAGUUUCAGCACCCAUGGCGCCCAUCUGCCGUACGGAGAGUGUGGUUCACAAUGCGACCAUGGCCGUCUUGCUGGAGGGCCUGGCCCACUUCCCCCCGCAGGAGAGCUACGACGCGCCCACCGGGCGUCAGGCGAUGCUGGCGAUUCUGCUCUCCGAUUUGGCGGAGCCGGCACCCAAACUGAGCAAUCCACUGUUGAUCGUGACCCGAAAGGCUUUUCACUCGGGGAUUUGGCGCACGCCCUUUGUGAUGGCCUCGUUGGGAAAGACCACCUGGUUCUUGGGGAAAGUCGCGCCCUAUCAAGCGUGCAUCGCGAAAGAUGAGUUUGCAGGUGAACAGCUGCAAGUGAUUGGCCAGAAGUACUUGCGUCGCUUCCAAAUGCUUGAGAAGAGCCGGGUGCGUGAGCUGCUUGCUCCGGGCAGCCUGGAGAUCAUGUCCAUCGCCACCUACCGUGUGAUCACGGCCAUGGGUGGGAAGGCUGAUGCGCUGACUCUGCAGGAGGUGAAGCAUGAGAAUUCGGAGCAUCAGGCGGCUGGCAUGUCUCCGGAUCAGGUCCUGUGGCAAAAGCUCCUCGACACCUUGCGCCGUGACGAGCGCUGUCGCGAGCGCCGCGAACGCGCGGAGGACGCGCUGGGCAAGGCGUUCUUGACGGUCUCCGAAGACACGGAUCCCGAGUAUCCGCCCUACCUGAAGAGCCUUAAUGCUGAAUCGUCCACACAGGAUUUCCGCAGGCAUGGCAUCACGGUACAAGAUGCGAUUGCCCGCUUGGUCCAGCACUGCGAAGCAAAUCUGCAAGACCUGUCAAGCCUACGGCGUACCAUGAGGAUCCUGCUCGCGAUGAUCCGAGUGGGCCGUCGCGGUGAGCUGCAACGUGAGGAUUUGCAGUUCGGGAAGAUCCAGGUGGUUUUCUCCAAAGCUGGCGUCAGCAAACUUCUUGUGAAGGUGCUCAACGAACACCGCGUCAAGGACGUGCAGCAGCUUUGUUGGAACCUGCUGGGGGAGCUCUUAAAAGGCACCGGACAGGAUGGCGAUCCCAAGCUCAACAAGGAUGUGCAGUUUGACUUUCACCAAGCCAUGUCCUCCAGCAACGAUGACGUGGGCAUGUGGGAGUCCUUCCACGAGCUCCUGUCCAACGCUGGGCGCACGGCCAAGUUCGUCCACCGCUUGCGCACCUUACCAGUGCUCACCGCAAUCGAGAAGGCACAGCUGGCAGAGUUCAAUGAGACCCUGGAGCAAGCAGCGGCUGCAAUGGAGGCCACACGGCUUUUGGUGGAAGGGCACUUUCAGGAGAUGCAGGACUACCUCUUCUCACAGGAGGGCAACACGCGCUCCUUUAAUGUCCCAGGCCUUUGCAGCUGGUUGCUGUCUCGCUUGUGCAAGGACGCGCAGGGCACCAACUAUGCUUCCCUGAGCGAGCUGAAGUGCGUGAAGUCCGCCUUGACCUUGCUCACGGAAUUGGCGCAAGGGCCAAACUUGCGGAACCAGGAGUUCCUCAGCAAUAUGGGCCUCAUCGAGUUGGUGUUCAAGUUGCUGGGCGUGAACUUCGAGCAGCUCCAGCAACGGGACCCCACGAAGGGACCGCAUGAGGACCGCCAUCCACAUCACAGGUCCGCCCAAAUCCGGUUUUCAGUGCCAUGGAUCGGUCGUGGACGUAUUUGGAAGGCCCAGGCGACGACUACGACACAAGGAGUAUGCGGAGUAGAUCGAGUUCAAGCAUUCGGCGCUCGGAGCUGGACCGCCGGCACCGGCGCGACCGCAGCGUUCCCCGGGCACGUGCAUGGGAUGAGUUGCCGCGUAGUUCAUCCCUGA